This is a messenger RNA of Megalopta genalis, 1988 nucleotides long. Its product is annotated as protein takeout. NCBI's taxonomy places the organism in Eukaryota, Metazoa, Arthropoda, Insecta, Hymenoptera, Halictidae. Gene Ontology annotation, biological process: multicellular organismal reproductive process. The record is from RefSeq and is a predicted model, not a curated record.
CCAAUCCGCCUAGCCGUCACCUUUAAAACCCCUCUCCGAAAUCCUCGAACGAGAUCCCCCCGUCGAUUCCACGUCUCGGCGACGUAAGGAGAGGCCCCUUUCCGAUGUAACAAAAACGAAAAGAAAAAGGAAAAAAAAACGAGAAAUCAAAAACAGUGUCGAGCCCGGAAAAUCUUGGUGAAUCGCUUCGAAAUAAACCGGUAAACGAACAAAGUGCGUCCGAAGAUCGUCGUCGUCGCGAAAAGAGGACCGGGGACCGUGCAGAGGAUACCGCAACGAUUUUGCGACCGGCUCGAUUGGGACCGAAAUUGUCGAAUCGGUUCGCCGCGUUCGAGAGAAAAGAAAGAGGGAAUAUUCGGAGCAUUCGAGGCGCGGUGAAUUUAACCUCGGGGAUACGAGGUCCUGCAGGAUGCGUCGGGGAUUGGUUAGUGUGUGGCUGGUGGUGUUGUCAGGCUGGCUGGCGUCCAGCCAGAAGGACCCCGACAGCGAUCGUUCCGGGCCCGGCGAGCCGGACUUCGAGACUCCCGAGUACAUAAUACCGUGUAGUAGAUCGGACCCGAAGAUAGAGGCGUGCUUCCAGAAGACCCUGAAUCAUCUGCAGCCGUACCUGCUGAAAGGUAUCCCCGAGCUGGAUCUGCCGCCGAUCGAGCCGCUGAUCAUCCCGGAGCUCGGCAUGGAAAAUGGACAGGGAGCGGUGCGCAUCCGAGCCCUCUUCUCCAAUAUUACCGUCAUAGGGGCUGGCAAUUAUUCCAUCACGAAGACACGGCUCGACGUCGCGUCGUACAGGCUCGAUCUGCAUCUGGCGUUCCCGAAGAUCGAGCUUCAAGGCCGCUACGAGGUGGUCGGAAACGUGCUGCUCUUCCCGAUCCAGAGCCACGGCGACUUUUGGGCGCUUUUCGGCGACGUGCUGGCGGUGGCACGGGUGCAAGGAGCCGAGGAGAUCCGCGACGGGGUCCGUUACCUGAAGGUGUCGCGGAUGCUGGUGGACUUCAGCCUGGGCCGGGCCCGGUUUCGCGUGAUCGACCAGCUGAACGGCGACAACGUGAUCGGCCAGGCGAUGAAUCAGUUUCUCAAUCAGAACGCGAAGGAGAUCAUCGAAGAAAUGAGACCGGCGGCGAGCGCGAGCAUCGCGAAACACUUCAAGGACUUCCUCGGCAAGGCCUUGACCAAAGUGCCGCUGAAAGUUUGGCUCCGCGACACGUAAAGUGGGCCUCGGCGAGCCGCCCGAUCCAAAGAUAUGAGAAAUUCACGAGUCGCCCCGACGGAUAAUACCGCGCUGCCCCCGCCUCCGUUCGCGGCGCCGAUCGCCGGCUUCGCGCGGCCCUCCCGGCAGUUCUCCCGACGGGCCUUGCGGCGGGCCCCGCGCGUUUGGAAAUCGCGGGCGACCCUGUGUCGCUUAAAGCGCGCGCGCGCAGCUCGACGGACUAACGGAAUCCGCGAAUUUCUCGCGUCUAUCGACCGUCUAAUCCAGUGCCGGGGUGCUCGCGAGCGCACUUUUCGAUUAGGGUUAUUAGUUGACAAUUAUAUCAGCGCUGCUAGCAUUGUUAGCGGAUCGUGGAUUUUUGUGCAAAGUAGUCGAAGGGAAACGAAUUUCUUGGCAGUUUGCGAUAGAAGAUUCUUUGAACGCGUUGAUAAUAAUAUAAUAAUGAAUGAAUAAAUAAUUAGAAAUAAGUAGAUAUUUGAUAAUAAAUAAAAGUAAACGAAUAGUCCAAAUAACGUUAUUUUGAAAGUAAUCACAGGCGCGGAAAUGAUUAUUAAAUAUAAUCCAACGUAAUUAAUUGAAUAUAGAAUUAAUUAAGUAUAAGCUAUUGUUAAAUGUAGCCAAAUAACGUUUCUCGAAAUAAUAAUAAUAAUAACUGAAAAUAAUUUCAAAAGUGAUUACAGACGUGGCAAUAAUUGUAGAAUAAAAUAACACGUUGCUCGAGGGAUAAUAUUUCAAUUAACGUUAUUUCGGAAUUGAUCACAAUAAAAGCCGAGCGAUAAAUUAA